Molecule: messenger RNA, 396 nt
Organism: Talaromyces atroroseus
Lineage: Eukaryota; Fungi; Ascomycota; Eurotiomycetes; Eurotiales; Trichocomaceae
Exons: 3
Coding region: 1-396 (131 amino acids)
Molecular function (GO): fatty-acyl-CoA binding
Source: RefSeq, a predicted model, not a curated record
AUGGAGACAAGAGAGCAGAGAUUCAAAAGGGCUUCUGCUGAGUCCCUAAUGUUAAAGACCGAGCCAGACGACUUGCAAAAACUCAAGCUCUAUGGCCUAUACAAGCAAGGUUCUGGAUUUGAUUUUAGCAAAGCCCCAAAACCAAGCGCUUUUAGUCUUAAUUUCAAGGAUAAAAUGAAAUAUAACGAAUGGAAGAAAUUCAGCCACCUCUCUGUCGAAGAAGCGCAACUCAAUUAUAUCGAUCUUGUCGAAUCAUUCAAGAAUGAAUAUGGCUUUGAACCGCCAAAAGUAGAGAAAAAGAAUGAGCCGGAGGCUGAAGGAAAAGAAGAAGCGAAGGAAAAUGAUGAGGAAGCGAAGAAGGAAGAAAGGGAAGACGUGUGGGAAGACGAAAAUUAG